UCCAUUUGAUGUUCUUGAAAUGCGCCGAGGUGGGAGAGGAACAAAGUUUUCAGUGGCUGUAGGAUCCUCACUUGUUAAACAUUUGGUUAAUAACGGCGUUAUGUCUUUUGGCACCAGUUUUGAACAAACCGGUUUGCAAAAUUGAUUUGAAGCCAUUAAAUUCCGCCUGACUUCUCAGGUGUUUAGGUCUACCAGCUGAGGGAAUGUGUUAAAGUUAGUCUAUUUCAUGCAUUCGGCGUAGACCUUAUAUCGUAAACCAACGCGGCAAACUCGUGUUUAAAUUUUAACCGUCAGUUCCGCUUUCAUUUUCCCUGUUUUAUUUUCAUACCCGUUGGGAAGGAAAUACGUAUCAACGGGCCACACUGCAUCAGGGACUCAUCCCCGGUAACUGAUCUACCAUCACCAAACAAGUCUUACAUCUGUUCCACUUUGCUGCUUAUUUGGGCCAAGAACCGCCCACUUAGACAAGAAGUUACCAUCUGACCGAUAUAUGAAAUGACCAACCAUGGUUCGUAGAAGUUUAGGAGCAGGUUCAAAAUGGAACAUGAAGCAGAGACGUACCAGCAGAGACUGCAGGCUAUAGCGGAGAAAAGGCAGAUACAGGAGGAACAAGAGCGAAUCAGAAGAGAGAAAGAGGAUGAAAGACUGAGACUUCAGCAGCUUAAGAGGAAGUCCCUUAGAGACCAAUGGCUGAUGGAAGGGCCUCCCACUUCUCCUGACAGUACGGGGCCCCGAUCGCCUCUCUGGGGCCCCAAGGCUCAAGAGAUAGAGAAACACUUUGAAAAAUUACAGGAAACAUCCGAGUGGUUGGCAGAGGAGGAGGUCAAACUGAACAAACAUAUAGAAGAUGGUCUUGCUCUAACUGUCGCAGAUGCUGAAACCCACAAUAAGGUAGAGACUGCAAUGGUGCCAGUUGAAACAGUUGCUGAGACUGCUCCUAAUGGACCUAUAAUGGAGAGCGGAAAAGACGAAAAGAAAGAUGACCCUGUGCAUACUGAGAACCACAAUUCAAAUGAAGCAGGACCGGUUGUUGAUGUUAAGGUGGAAGCUUUCACCACAACACCUUCCGCUGUUGUUAAUGGAAGUAUGGAAAGAGAAUAUUCUCAUAAUACUCCAGAACAGGAUGAAGAACCACAUACAAACAGCUUGGCCAUCCACUCUCUUGAAGGUUCUGAUGCAGGAGGCAUAACUAUGACCUUCCUUGGCUUCAAAGAGGCAGAGCCUGGCCAGGGAGUAAAUGACGAUGAUGAGGUUGGAGAAAUUAUCCGAGCAGAAAGAGUGAUUAUUACAGACGAAGGGGAGGAAAUUGCAGCAUACGACACCAGCACGACAGAAGAGUUUGCUAUGCCCGUUGCGAAUGAAGACACACCGAGAAGCACAGAGGAAAUGGGUGAUGUGGAAGAGACAGAGAACCACCUCGAACCUUAUGCUGAUAUAGAGCUGGCUGGAUCAAGUGAAGUUUCCCAAAAUUUAGACAGUCCUGCUGAGAAGGUGGUUACGGGUUUGACAGUUGGAGAAGAUCGAAUGGACCCAGAACUACCUGAGACACAGCUCCAAAAUGAGACAUUAGAUGGUGCUAUUGAGGUUUACCAAGUUCCAGUGUAUUCCACAACUCAGCCGUCACCCACAAUCAGACCGAAAGUAGAGGGUGAGGCAGUAGAAUCGCAACCUCCAAAAGAAGAGGAGGCUGUAGCGGCCAUACGCAUCUCCCUAAGCCAAUUUCAAGAGGUUCCCCUUGAUGGUGUUGGAGAAAAAGCAGAGUCCAGCAACAUGGCAGGAACUGAGAGACCGACUGCAGAACAAGAGCCUCUGCUGGUCUCCAAAGCAUCUGCCCAGCUUGAUACCAGCAGCCCAAAUCAGCCAGAAGACGCAGGUGUACCAAAACAAAAAACCUGCCAGUGCUGUUCGAUUAUAUGAUCUUGUGUCUUGCCAUCGAGCGAGUGUUCCCCUUAAUCUUCAUCUCUUUUGUUGUCUUGACUUUUACUUUGAAAAUAAUGUGGGUAUGUCAAGAUGUUCAUAUUUUGAUCUUCAGCUGAACACGUCAAAACUCGCAGCUGAACGAAUCCUUUCUCUUUGCAGAGGUUUCAAAGGACCUUAUGCAUUGUUACUAAAGAGCAGCAUAACUUCAAAACAGAGCCUUAAUUCUAAAGACUUCAUUCUUUGUAAUGGUUUCUCAGAAUUUCCAUAAUGCUUAUCUGUAUAAAAACAAAACUUUAUUACAUUGGAGGAAAGGACUUGUCACUUGUUCAAGCUUCCAUGUGCAAUUUAUUGUUGAUGUAUCAUGAUAAGGUGCAUUCCCUUCAUGCCUUUAGUGUGUCUGAUUAUGAUACAGGUUUUUAAUUCUGGUGACUGGUGAGCAGUGGUUCUCAACUGGUUUUGCUUCAGGACCCAGAUUUUACACUGGAGAGCAAAGUUUUCAUUAUUUUACCUUGCAUAGGUUUGUUCACGAUUUUGAGGAUGAAGGUAUAUCAUGCAACCUUAAUUCCAGAAAUGUUUUUCCCAAUAAUUUUCCAUAGGGAUUUCAUAAAAGCAUUCUAAGCCAUAGACCAAACCAACCAACUCUGAUUUGUCUGAAUUACAAGCUUUGGUUUGGAGCAAAAAAAAUAUUAGAAAAUCAGGCAAAAAAACAAAGGUACAAGACUGUGUACCGAAUGAGGGCAUGAACUACAACCACAUGAAACAUUGCAAAUGAUGUAUUGGAAUUAAAAACUAUUUAUAAAAUGUGGACUUCAGGUUGUUGAUUGUAAGUAUAGACACAAUAUAUUUAAAUUGUAUUGCAAUAUAGAAGUAGUUUAAAAGUUUUGUGAGACCAACUCAAUUACGUCAUUCACAGUGCAACAUGGAGUAUGUGGUUGCUGCAGUGUUUUUUCAGCAUUUCUUUGUAGCGACUCUUAGAUUAGUGGAUCUUACUCUACGGGAUCAUGUGAAGUGUAGUUCUUCACUAGAAAUGGCAAGUUGAAUUAACGUGGACUGAUGGCUUCAACAGAGGCAUAUAAAAUCGAUUAACAACCUCUUAGGUCACGGUAUGUCUGCCUUUUAUAAGUUAAUAAGUUAUCAUUAAAAAUGUUAUUCAUCAACGGAGAAAAUGAAUGCUUCUACCAAGUGACAUAAGAGUUUGUUCCAAAACAAUGUAGAGUAUGACUGAAUGCACAGCCUUAGAUGUCAGGAAGUUUUUUCUCCUCCUUUUUUAAAGUUGAUAAGACUAUUUAUUUCUCCAUCCUAAAUGCAUGAUUAUUUGAUUAUUAAUGGAUUAUUAACAGAACCUUCUUUCUGAGAACCUUGCAGAACAGACGUGCAAUCCAUUUCUUGGUCAUGACCCACCAGCUGAGAACUAAUGCUCUAGAGCACUGGCUGUCGACCCACUGGGCCUUGACUGUUUUAACACGGCUAUAUAAAAAAGUUUUGUUAUUGCCAUGGAAAUCAACCCAUGAGGUUAGCUAAUAAUUAUCUACCUACAUAAGCGCACUGGUGUAUUACUCUUUCAUUAAAUCAUUUGUGUGCCUUCAUAAUGAAUUAAAAGCCUGAUCUUAUAUUGCAGAGAAAUGGUAAACUUUGAUUUUAUAUGUGCUGUAGCUACAUUAAUCUUCAAAGAUUUUAUUGCUUAUGUGAUACGAGUUGUUUCAAUGUGACUGCUUUAAUAGUUACAAUGUCUUCAACUGCCAGAUGAGUGUUUUUAGAAUUAUAUAACGUUACUUCAGUAUAUUUCUCUUUUUAAAAUAAUAGUUAACCCAAAAUUCAAAUUCUUUCUUGCCUUCAUGACGUUCAAAAUCUGUAUGACUUUCUUACGUAGCACACAAAAGGAGAUGAGAUUUUAGAGCAUUUGUGGAAAACAGGAUUUUCAGUGAAUAUUUACUUUUUAAAAUGUUUGUCUGUUUAUCACACAACAAACCUAUGGCAUUGGCAUUGCUAGCACUGUGCUCUACCAGUUGAUCUGCAGGAACCUGUCUUAACAUCUCUAUUUAUGUCCUAACAGAAAGUCAGCCAUAUGGAUUUGGAACCAUAUUAGAGUGACUAAAUUAUUUUCAGUUUUGGGUGAACAAUUCCUUUUAAGAAAGCUCAUAUCCAGCUCAUAUCUCAAAUUUGCAAGCAUAUACAGCUUUAACAAUCUUGUUUUAAUGUUAAUUAUCCAACUUGAAUUUCUGUGAGAAAGUUUGUGUUUUUUCUUUUCUUGACCCUUGUUUCAUACCAUGAUGUGUAAUCAUUAUUAUUCAAAGUUUUCCAUUCAAUUUAGGACCAUCAUGUUUUUCAGCAUAGAAAUUUUACGUUUAAAAUAAAAUACGAAGUGCCUUGUAUGUACAGUAUCUAUAAUGACUGGAAUGGGAGUGGUUGAGGAUUGUGUAUAGAAAGUUUACAUUAAAAGAGCUGUGAGAUAAAUAAAUAAACUAAGUUGAUCAAAUGGGAUUGUACAUUUUUUCUUCUUGGUAAAUUGUUACUACUAGAUGAGGAUGUAUAUAAUUUUAAUGAUGACAGCUUUUGUUUAAGGUGUAGUAAUAAUUUCUGCUGCACCAAACAGAAUUGCUGUUUGAGUGGCAUAUCAUUGGCUCAACCAAUGGUGUGACCUUUGGGUGGGGCUACCUGUUUGAUCAAACAAUAAGAGA
This is a messenger RNA of Xyrauchen texanus (razorback sucker), 4598 nucleotides long. RefSeq names its product paralemmin 3 (gene palm3). The coding region runs from base 538 to 1917 and encodes 459 amino acids. The record is from RefSeq and is a predicted model, not a curated record. The transcript has 9 exons. NCBI's taxonomy places the organism in Eukaryota, Metazoa, Chordata, Actinopteri, Cypriniformes, Catostomidae.